Messenger RNA from Symbiodinium natans, 3210 nucleotides. The record is from the annotation of a GenBank genome assembly. Lineage: Eukaryota; Dinophyceae; Suessiales; Symbiodiniaceae.
AUGGCCGCGGCGAUGCGGAAGCAGUUGAUCGAGUACCUUGAGGCCAACAGUGGCUUUGAGGACUCGGAGCUUCUCUGCAGGGAGAAAGGCUGGGACCACGAAGUGCUCGUGGGCGCCAUAAAAUCCUUGCAGGCGGAGGAGCAGAUCACAACCGAGCCCAUCAAGCGCGAAGGCUGGAAGCUAACAGAGGAGGGAGUCCAGUACUGCGACAACGGAAGCCCUGAGUUCCAGGUCUUCAACUUCAUCAAAUCGAGGGGCUCCGUCCCGAACGCUGACGUCGAUGCCGCGCUUGGUGCGAUCGCCAAGAUCGGCCUGGGGACUUGCAUGAAGAACAAGUGGGUAUCCAUCGACAAAGCAACGAAGGUCUGCACGCCAUCUGUGGAGUCCGUGGAGGACGCCGUGCAGAAAGAGCUCUCGUCUCUGAGUACCUUAGACAAGGCGAAGCUGGACGCGCUGAAGAAGCGAAAGCUGAUAGCGCCAACGAGCCUGACGGCCUUCAAGGUCAAGAGGACUGACAAGUUCUCAGCAGCGUCUCAGAAAGCGGUUGCCGACCUGACAUCGGAAAUGAUUCUCAAGGGCACGUGGAGCAGCACGACAUUUAAGCCCUUCAACCUGACGAAUGUCAGCGGCGUGCCUUGUACGGGAGGGCACCUGCAUCCCCUGAACAAGGUGAAGACAGAGAUGCGACAAGUGCUCAUGCAAAUGGGCUUCGAAGAGAUGACCACAAAUCAGUGGGUGGAGAGUUCCUUCUGGAACUUCGAUGCUCUCUUCCAGCCACAGCAGCAUCCGGCUCGUGAUGCCCAUGAUACUUUUUUCAUGGAGGAGCCUAGCAGGGCACAGGACAUCCCAGAGGACUACCUUGCCAAAGUCAAGGAGAUGCACGAGAAAGGCGGUCAGGGAUCUAUUGGGUGGCGCUACGAUUGGAGCGAGGAUGAGGCCAAAAAGACGCUGCUCAGAACUCACACAACAGCGGUGUCCGCCAGGACGCUGUACAAGUUGGGUGAGGAGUAUCGGAAAACAGGAGUCUUCCGACCCAAGAAGUAUUUUUCCAUUGAUCGCGUCUUCAGAAACGAGACGCUCGAUGCCACUCACUUGGCCGAGUUCCAUCAAAUCGAGGGUUUCAUUGCGGACCGUAACAUCGGCUUGCCGCAGCUCAUCGGGGUCUUGCGCGACUUCUUCAGCCGCAUUGGCAUCUCGAAGCUGCGCUUCAAGCCAGCCUACAACCCUUACACCGAACCCUCCAUGGAGAUCUUCGGUUUCCACCCCAUUCUGAAGAAGUGGAUUGAGGUGGGCAAUAGUGGUGUCUUCAGACCGGAAAUGCUGUUGCCCAUGGGCUUGCCGGAAGACGUUUCUGUCAUUGCCUGGGGCAUCGGCUGCGAGAGAUGGACAGCGCUGCUUUACAACAUCCGCAUGAUCAAGGAGCCCUCAUCUGUGUUCUAUCCAGUGACUCCAGUGCCAAGGGACAACCAGACAUCCUGGCCAGGAUUAGAUCGUGCAUUUCGCGGCGAUUUUGCGCGCAUCGCUGAGUGCUGUUGGCUGCCAGCUUGCAAAUCUGCAGAUGCUGACAGCACAGCUGUGAACAGUGCGAGGCGGUUCGCUGUGGUUUGCAAGGGAAAUGCAAGGGAUCUGAUCAGCGAGGGCUUGAGUAUGCUCCGGCUCGUCGCUGGCUCGCCACAAGGCGCACGUGGACACGAAGGCAGCUGGCAGACUGCAGUGCUCAGGCAGCCCACGCUCCCGGCACUUGCAGCGUCGAUUGGGGCCUACUCUCGUGCGGUGUCCUGGCAGCCUGCGCUAGCCUUGCUGAAAGAUCUGCAGGAGCUGCGCACUGGCGAGACGGUGGCGUUCAAUGCUGUGGUGACAUCCUUGGGCCGCAAGCUUCUUUGGGCUGCCGCGGCCGACCUCCUCGCAGCUGCAGCAAAGUGGCAGAUCCGGCUGAAUGUCAGAAGCCACGCCUCGGCGCUCAGUGCCCUGAAGCUGCGCUCUGAUCCCUGGUCCCGUAGCCGGGAAUCGCGGUGGCCCUGUGCGCUGCAGCGUGCGUGGAGCCUGCGAAGCCAAGGGCUCCGGGCAAACAUCUUCGUGCGCAGUGCCGCCGCCGGGCUGUGUGCCGAGGCAGGUGUUUGGGAGGAGGCUUUGCUCCUCGCAUGCGCUCCCUCCGACUCGGUGCUGGUCAAUGCAGCCAUCAAUGCCUGCGGGAGGAGCCGAAGCUGGGGUCCGGCGCUGCGGACGUUGGAGGCCAUGAGGGAGCAGCUCCUGGAGUUGACGGAUGUCACCUUCACAGGACUUAUCACCGCCAGUGCUGGCCAGGUUCUGUGGAACCUCCAGGAAGCCCACUCUCAACCCCGAGACUCCGGAGAUUGGAGGAGAGGCACCGCGCUGCUCGCAGCCAUGGCUGCAAGGCGCCUCCUCUCCAAAGAGGCUUCUGCGGCAGCUGCUGCGUGCUGUGCCAAGCGCUGGUUGCAAGCCCUGCACGUCUUGGUGUACUUCGACCUCCAUGGUGGGGAGGUCGAUGGAGUCCUGGCUGGAGCUGUGAUUAACGCCAUGAGCACAGGCCACCGAUGGACAGAAGCGGUGAGCCUCCUCGGCACCAGACCAGUGCUGGCCUCGAGUGAGGGUGCGCGCAACGUCCUCAUCACAGCUUGCGGGCGGGCGAUGGAGGUGCCCAAGGCAUCGGCUCUUCUUCACGAAAUGCUAGCAGGAGGCCUGCAGCCAGACCUCAUCUCUUUCAACGCCUACUUGGCUGUUGCGGGAUCGGACUGGACCAGUGCCUUUGCUGCCUUCGACAUGCUUCGACAGCGUGGCCUUGUUCCAGACAGGCUGACGUGCAACAACUGCUGCAGCGCUUGCGGGGCAGCGCGGCAGUGGCAGAAGGGACUCCUCCUACUCGAGCCAUCGGGCCCUCCAUGGAUGCAAACAGGAGCUGUCGCCUACAAUUCAGUCAUGGAGGCUUGCCAGCAGCCAGCAAUGGUGCUUGCACUUUUCCAUGAGAUGCAUGCUGUUCGCCUUCGUCCAGACGCGACGGCCCUUUGUCUAGUUGCUGACUCCUGUGCUGCGGUCGACAGGAUGGAGCUUCAGAUGGCGCUGUGCACCCGAGUGGAGGCAGACAUGGUUUCCCUGCUGAGAAAAGGCCGUCAAGGAUGCUAUCAGGGGAUUCUUGGACAAAGCCUUGAGCUUCAACAUAAGUCCAUCGUCUCUGUGCGCCUCUCUCCCUGA